Messenger RNA from Lentinula edodes (shiitake mushroom), 2497 nucleotides. RefSeq lists its product as uncharacterized. Gene Ontology annotation, molecular function: molybdopterin molybdotransferase activity. The coding region runs from base 137 to 2308 and encodes 723 amino acids. NCBI's taxonomy places the organism in Eukaryota, Fungi, Basidiomycota, Agaricomycetes, Agaricales, Omphalotaceae. Gene Ontology annotation, cellular component: cytosol; cytoplasm. Gene Ontology annotation, biological process: Mo-molybdopterin cofactor biosynthetic process; molybdenum incorporation into molybdenum-molybdopterin complex. The transcript is spliced from 7 exons. The record is from RefSeq and is a predicted model, not a curated record.
UCUGUCUUAUACCAUCAUCUUGUUUCACAAAAAUUCUUGAAAGCAGUCACUCCUACCAUGUCAAAUGAAGACCCUGCUAUGAAAAUAAGAGUCGCAGUUUUGACAGGUUCGUUAAUUGUCCUCAAGAACGUGUCGCAUGGUAAUUGGGCUGGGCUACGCAGUCAGUGACCGCGGUUCCGCCGCGAAUUCUGAUCCAACCUACGACAAGUCCGGUCCAGCUAUCCAAGAAAUGUUAGCAGCUUACCCCGCGUUUUUAUGCACGGAUCAUGCCAUCGUCCCAGAUGACAUUCAGACGAUCCAGGACGCUGUGAGGAAAUGGGUUGCUGACGAAGAAACACAUUGGAUUAUAACCACUGGAGGAACAGGUUUUGGUCCAAAGGAUCGAACGCCCGAGGCAGUAACACCUCUUCUUACGCGGCCUGCGCCAGGGUUGGUCCAUCUUCUACUUUCCUCCGGCUUAAGGCAUACGCCAAUGGCAGCACUGUCGCGACCUGUAGCUGGUACAAUCGCCCGCCGAUCGUCUAGCAUGAACUCAGACCGGGAUGUUAGCUCCGUUAGCGAAUCCGGUCACGAAACACUUAUUGUUACACUACCGGGCUCACUCAAAGCCGUGCGUGAAAGCCUUUCUAUCCUAUUAGACAGCGGGGCCAUCGUUCAUGCUGUGGAACUAAUGAAAGGCGGGGAUGGAAGUGGGAGUGGUCAAGGUGUGCAUGGCGCCAUGGAACCCGAAUCUCCACACGGGCAUGGGCAUGGACAUAGGCAUCAUGGAGGUCAUCGUCAUGACCAUGACCAUAAUCAUGGAAAUCGACGUGGAGGAAGACCUUUUCACAGUGAAAGCCCCAACCAUCACCAUCAUCACCACGGAAAUCAUAGGAUUUUAUCGCAUGAUCCAUCCGAAGCCGUAUCCACACGCCAUCGAACAUCACCGUACCCUUUAGUAUCAUUCAAAGACGCGCUCGACAUCAUUCACCAAUCCCUUGAUCCUCUCCCAAUUGUUACCCUCCCUGUCAACGCUUUUCUCCGCGGUCAUAUCCUAGCUGAGGACGUCUAUGCUUCCUCAGAUUAUCCUCCAACAAAGACGACGAGUGUGGAUGGCUACGCUUUGAGAGCUUCUGAUCCCGCUGGGUCAUAUACUGUUCUGACGUCGUCAUCACAUCCACAUCUUCUAUCUCCCACAAGCACAGAAGAACUACCAGAAGGUUGUAUAUAUCGCAUAAAUACUGGAGGUGCACUUCCUCGUGGAGCGGACACUGUAAUCAUGGUAGAAGAUACUAAACUGGUAGCGACAUACCCCGAGGCUCCUUCCUCCGAUGACACUACUGGAGGCCAACCUGGCGAGGAAUGGAAAGUCGAAACCUUGAUUCCUGCACCUCCGUCUCGCUUCAACAUACGUCAACCGGGAUCAGACGUUCGUCAAGGUGAUCUGGUUAUGCGGAAAGGUGAGAGGAUUACCAGUGGUGGAGGGGAGAUCGGAAGCUUGAUUUUCAUCGGAAAGAAGGAGGUCAAGGUCUUCAAGAAGCCUAUUGUUGCUUUAAUGAGCACAGGAAAUGAAAUCCGGGACAUAUUGGGGUCAAUCUCGUCAGGAAGUGGUGAAGGAGACUGGAAAUCAUGGGACACUAAUCGACCGUCGCUCACUGCUGCACUGGAAGGAAUGGGAUACGAGGUGUUAGAUCUUGGGAUUGUUCCUGACGAAAUCGACGCUCAUGUACAAGCACUUCAAGAUGGUCUUGCACGCGCAGACAUUAUCCUUACAACCGGUGGAACAUCGAUGGGCCCUACGGACCUGCUCAAGCCCGUCAUUGAACGGAAGCUAGGCGGCGAAGUGAAGUUCGGUCGGGUCAGCAUCAAGCCGGGGAAGCCUACUACGUUUGCCAUUAUCCCGGUUGAUGCGUCGAACAAUGCUUCUGGCGAUACGUCGAAGAUGUUCAAACCGUUGUUUGCGCUUCCUGGGAACCCAGCGUCGGCGUUGGUAACUUUCAAUGUUUUUGUAGUCCCUGCUCUGAGAAAGCUGGGUGGCUGGGAGUUUUCUGGCGUUGGCUGUCAACUUCCUAGAGUGAGGGUUGAGCUUCAACAAUCAAUGCUAUUGGAUUCCCGAACGGAAUUUCACCGCGUCAUCCUACGAUCUGGUCUCGAAGAAGGAUGGAGACUGAAAGCGUACAGUACGGGCGGUCAACGAUCGAGCCGAGUAGCGAGUUUGAGCGGGGCCAAUGGGCUUAUCAUUCUUCCACAAAAGGGAACCGGCGACAAGGACGAACUCAAAAACGGGGAGACUGCUGAGGCAAUUGUGAUUGGUGAAAUCCUCAAUUAGUUGAAGUUCUAAUACGCUGUAUAGAACGUAUGGAAUGAUUAAUUGAUCAGGAUUAAUCAUAAAAGUAGCGAUUUCUCUGAGCAGUACUACAACCGACGUGAAAUAUGUAUUUAUCCUCUUUAGAGGUUGAAGGGUUUAGUAGACCCAGUUUUUUCGAAAUUAGCCAUCCCUUGUCAUCGGUUUUUAGUC